AUGAGCGACACGGGGUCCGUAGAAGGCGUGGGCCAGGCGCCGGCGGCCCAGCAGGAGGAGGAGCGGCUGGUGGAGCGGCUGUGGCGCCUGCAGACAGCGGACCCGCCUGCGCCGCCGGCGGACAAGCAGGCCUGGUAUGCUGAUGCACUCCGGUUCCUCCAGGCCUGCACCGGCCACUGGUGGUGCCAGCAUGGCGACGUCACUGCGGGCCUGGCUGAGGUGCUGCGCUACCACGAGCAGCAGCCGCUGGUGCGCUCCAUCUGGCGCCAGCUGGCGUCCCAGCUGGCGGCCUGCGCCGACUGCGUCAACAUGCACCACGCCUGCCAGGAGGCCUACGGCGAGCAGUUCAGCGCGGGCACCGCGGCGCCGCUGCUGGCAGCCCUGCGCUCCCUUGACUGCGCCCGGCUGGCGGCGGCGCUGGCAGCUGCGGCGCAGCAGGCUUUGGGCGACGACCAGAGCGGCGGCGAGCAGGGGCAGCUGCCGGCGGAGAUGAUCACUUGCCUGUUUGAGGCCCUCACUUACGAUUCUCUGCUGGAGGAUGCUGAGGUGGCGGACGGGCUGGCGGCCGCGCUGUGCGCGCUGAGCUCGCGGUACGAGCUGGCGCUGGCGGAGCCCGGGUCCGAUGCGCGGUACCCUGGAGCGUACCGCCUGCUCGCCCACCCAGACCCGGCCGCCCGCCGCCUGGCCGCUGAGAUGGUUCGCUCCUGGGGCCCCUUUGGCGAUGCAGCGGCUGUGGAGGCAGUACUGCCCACCCUGCAGUGCUGGGUGCAGCUGCUGGCGGGGCAGCCGCCUGGCAGCUUCCCGGAAGCCGACGGCAGGCCGCGGUUUGCGCCGCCGGCGGUGGCACUCUGGCGCGCGCUGCACGGCCUGCUGCCGCUGCUGGGCAGGGAGGCGGCCGCCGCGGCGCUGCCGCAGCUGCCGCUGCUGGCUGACACAAUCCUGGCAGGGAUUGGCGGCGGCGGCGGCGCCGCCGCAGGCAUGCCGCAGCAGGAGGCGGAGCUGUGCCGCUGGUUUGCGGCGGGCUGCUGGUCGCACCUGCUGGCGGCGGCCGGCCACGAGGCGUUCUUCCACACAGCGGCGGACCCGGCGGCGGUGGUGCGGCAGCUGGCAGCGGCAGCGCGUGCCAGCCCCAGCGAGCGCCUGUACAAGGGCGUGGCGGAGGCGGUGGGGGCCACGAUGCGGCACGCCGCUGCCGGCGGCGGCGCCCAGGCGGCGCCUGCUCUCAGGCUUGGCCUGCUCUUCUUGCUACAUGACGUCCCGGAGGCGGCGGCAGGGGUGCAUCCACCGCCACACCAGCACCACCAGCAGCACCAGCAGCAACAGCAGCAGCAACAGCAGCAGCAACAGCAGCAACAGCAGCAGCUGCAGCCUGGGCAGCCCGGCCGUAGCCGCGUCACCCAGCUGGCAGCAGCUGUUGCCGAGGCCGCCGCCUUUGGCACGCUGCUCCAGCUGCUGCAGUGCGGCGGCGAGCCCGCCGCCGCCGCCUUUGCCUGCGCACACUUCUGGCUGCCGCCGCUGUGCGCAGGCCUGCAGGCGCAUGACGGUGGCGAGGGCGGCCUGCCGCGCCGGCGCAGCCCGGCGCUGUAUGCUGCGGCAGACAAGGCAGCCCGCCAGCUGUUGGCGGCCCUCCUGAGCGGCGAGGUGGCGGCACUUGUGGCGGCGUCGGGAGGCAGCGCCAGCAGCGCUUGUGCCGACCUGCCAGGCAUGCAGGACCCAGCUGUCGCAGAUGUGGCGGCAACAGCGGCGCAGCAGGCGGGGCGUUGGCAGUGCCUGCCCGCUCUCUGGCAGGCGCUCACGCAGAGCGGCGGCGGCGGCGGCAGCCAAGACGACGCCUCGCUGCCGCUGGCAGCCGCGGCUGCCCUGGCCACGAGCGGCGGCAGCGGCGGCGGCGCCCCGGGCAGUGCGAGCGAUGCCGCCACAGGCCGGCCAGCCCCCGCAGGCUUUGCUGCAUCGGGCCUUACCAGCAGCCUUGCAAGCGACAUAGAGGCCGCGCAGCAGCUGCUGCCAUCUCAAGCGCUGAGGGGACGGUUCCUGGCCGCAGAUAUGCUGACGGCAGGCGGGCUGGGGCAGCAACCACUGCCUGCUGCUGCUGGCCCCGCCGCUCCUAGCCCCGCAGCCGUGCCCAUCAGCCGUGGCCCCACCUUCCUGUCAGAGCAGCUGCAGCAGGCAGCUGCAGAGCAGCUGGCCCUGCUGACCGUGCGCUGCCGCCGCGCGGGCCUUCACGUCACCGCCCAGUGCGCCGCGGCCGCGCCCCGGCACUGGACCGCCGACCCGCAGCAGUGGCUGCCUCAGGUGGUUAUGGCGGUGGCACGGCUGGUGCUGGCUCCCAACCUGCUGCUCAGGGCGGCAGCAGAGGAGUUUGCGAUGACCGCCACCCGGCAGGGCUCGGCAGCCUCUGCAGCUUCCGUGCUGGCACGCCUGCACCCGGCAUGCCAGGAGCUGCUCCAGCCGCUGCUGCGGCCGCAGGGCAAGCACGCGCCGCCGGCGCAGCAGGGCCGGGGCAGCGGCAACCCGUUUGCGCGGCAGCAGCAGGCGGCGCCGCAGGCGGGGCCCAGGCCGGCCGGCGCCCUGGCCAUCCAAGCAGACGCAGCCAGCGCCGCAGCGGCAGGGGCAGCAGCCGCAGGCAGGCAGCCCAAGCCCAGCCGCGCCGGGGCCAGCGCCAGCCGGCAGCGGCGGCGCCAUCGAGGCAGCAGCCGCCUGCAGCACGGCAUGCUUCAGCAGCAGCCACAGCCGGCUGUUGUGCGGCGCAUAGUCCACCUGGCUGCGCCCCCAUCGGGCGCAGCGGGGGGCCGCCGUGGUGCCCGCGGCGCCGCCGCCAAUGCCCCGGUGCCGCUCUGGCAGCAGCGGCGCGCGGCGCUGGGCGCGGCACGGCAGCAGGCUGCAGCAGCCGCCGCCCUGCUCACAAUGGACAGCCUGCUGCAGCAGCUGCUGGCUUGGGACCUGGGCAGCGUCCUCGCUGGAGGCGGUACAGGCGGUACAGGCCUGCAGGGCCUGAAAGUGCCGGUCCGCUUCGGCAGCCUGCAGCAGUACACGCGGGUGUUUAGCGCGCUGCUUCUGGAGGAGCUUCGCGCCCACUUGCAGCAGGCAGCAGACGAAAGCCCGGCCGCAGCUGCCAUCUGCGCCACCAGCGCAGGCAGGGCCAGCAGCAGCGGCAGGCGCAGCGGGCCAGCCGCCGGCGCCGCGGCCGCCGGCGGCUGGCCCGAGGUUGCUGCGGCGCUCGGGGCUGCUGGCGCGGUACCGCUGAGGCUGCUGGAGGUGCAGCGCCAGUCUGAUCUCCACCUGCUUCGCCUUGAGCCCGCAGCAGCAGCGGGAGCGGGGCCGGCGGCGGCGGCAGGCGCGGCGGGGGCAGCGGGCGGCGGCCAGCAGGGGCAGCCCCAGUCGGUGGCAGACUUCCGGCGUAGCAGCGGAAUCCGAGCGGAGGAUCUGUUGCUGCUGGUCAGCAGGCCCAGCAGCGGAGCAGUGCCAGCAGCAGCAGCAGCAGCAGCAGGCGACGGCGGCGGCGGCGGCGGCGGAGGAGGAGGGCAGCUGGCGGCGGUACCGGCGCCUGUGGCGGCCGUGGCGCUCGCCGCCGUGGAGUCGAUCCACCAGCAGCAGCCCUCGGAGCGGCGGCAGCAGCAGGGCCUGCCUGCGCGGCAGCGGCAGCUGCUGCUGACGGCCCGAGUCAGCGUUCGCAGCGGCGGUGGCAGUACCGGCGGUACUGGCCACCAGCUGCUGCAGCAGCAGCUGGCCCCCGGCACGGCCUGGCAGGCAGUACGCCUCAUGUCGCUGACCCCGCACCUGCGCCAGCUGCAGGCCCUGGUAGCCGCCCAGAAGCUGCAGCCCCUGCUGCUGGCUGAGCUGCUGUCCCCAGGCACCACCUCGCCCGCCUCUGCCAGCAGCAGCAGCUCUCAGCCAUCGCUCUCCGCCAUCCAGCCGCCGCUCCCGGCCCCCAUGCUGCUCGCCCUUAAGCAGCAGUACAACACCUCCCAGCAGGCAGCCAUCGCGGCCGCGGCGGCAGGCUACCAGCCCGCCGCCGCACGCGCCGGGCCGGCCACGGUAGGCAUGGGGAGCGCGCAGAUUGGCGGCGCAGGCCGGCUGCCUGCGGCGGCGACGGCUCAGCAGCAGCAGCUGCAGCAGCGUGGAGGGAAGCAGGUAGUCCUGGUGCAGGGCCCUCCCGGCACCGGCAAGACCUCUGCCAUUCUGGGGAUGCUCUCCGCCUUCCUGGCUGGCAACGCGCAGGCCCGCCCCGCCAUCAAGCCGGCCUCCGGCGCGGCCAGCGGCGGCACCAAGCAGCCGGCGGUGGCGGCGGCGGCGGCGGCCAGACAGAAGGCGGCGGCGGUGAUGAACCCAGCAGUCCGUGUGCUGCUGGCAGCCCAGUCUAAUGCCGCGGUGGAUGAGCUGUGCACUCGGCUGGCCAGCAAGGGUGUGGUGGGCAGGGACGGCAGCCAGCGGCAGGCGACCGUGGUGCGCUUUGGGCCGCUGGAGGCUGUGGGGCCGGAUGCCGCGGUGCUCCACAUCGAUGCGCUGGCGGCGGGCAUGGAGGCGGCAGAUGUGGGGCUGGGCGAUGCGGCAGGCCAGUCCUCGCAGCUAGCCAGCCGCCUGCAGGCGCUGCGGCAGCAGCUGCGCGCGCUGCAGCAGCAGAUCGACGCAUGUGACGAGGUCGUGGAGGCGAGCCGGGAGCGCAAGAGGCGGCGGCUGGCGCGGGCGGGCGCGGGCGGGCAGCCGCGGCGGGCAGGCGAGCCACUCCCCAGCCGGCGGCGGCGGCUGGAGAAUGGGGACAGCGACGAUGGCGGCGGGAGCGGCAUGGACACAGGGAGUCAGAGCGAUAGUGAGAGCGACAGCGAGGGAGUGGAGGCGGAAGCAGGGGGCGAGGCAGAGUCUGCAGAGCCUGCAGCCCUGGCCGCAGGCCCCAGCAGCCAGGAGGUGCGCCAGCAGCUGGGCCCGCUGCUGCAGCGCAAGCAGCAGCUCAAGCGGGAGGCGGCAGCGGCGGCUGGCGCACUGCGCGCCUCCUCCUCCGCCGCCGCGGGGCGGCACAAGGAGCUCCGCGCGGCGGUGGUUGCGCAGUCCGAGGUGGUUGCCGCCACCCUGAGCAGCGCCGGCGGCGAGCUGCUGCAGCUCAUGCCGCGUGCCGCCUCGGGCGGCGGCCCGGGAGGUGGCGCCGGCGCCGCCGGGGGCGCCGCUCCGCUGCUGGGGUUCGAUGCUAUCAUCUGCGAUGAGGCCGCACAGGCCCUGGAGCCCAGCACGCUCAUCGCGCUGCAGCUGCUGGCCCCCGGCGGGCGCCUGGUACUGGUGGGCGACCCGCAGCAGCUGCCCGCCACCGUGGUGUCCCGCGCCGCGGCGGCGGCCGCCCUGGCGCAGUCGCUGUUCGAGCGGCUCAUGCAGGCGGGAUACCCGCUGUGCCUGCUGAGCCAGCAGUACCGCAUGCACCCCGCCAUCUCCGCCUUCCCCGCCAGCUUCUUCUACUCCGGGAAGCUGCUGGACGCCGCCGCCGUGGCAGGCGGCGGCUCCGCAGGCGCCGGCGGCGGCCGCACCGCGCCCUGGCACGACCGCCCCUGCCUCCCGCCCCUCGCCUUUUGGGACUGCAGAGAGGGCCGCGAGUGGGGCGGUGGCGGUGGCAGCUCCGUCAGCAACACCGAGGAGGCAGAGGUGGCGUAUGUGCUGUAUGCAGAGCUGGUGGGGCGGUACCGCCAAGACGUGGGCGACGUGGCGGUCUUGACCCCCUACAAGGCCCAGCUGUCACAGCUGCGUCGCACCUUCCAGCAGCGUGGCGGUACCGCCGCCGCAGAGGCGGUACAGUUUGCCACCGUGGAUGGCUUCCAGGGCAGGGAGGCAGAUGUUGUCAUCUUCAGCUGCGUCAGGGCGCACGGAGCGGGCUCCGGCGGCGGCGUGGGCUUCCUGGCCGACUGCCGCCGCAUGAACGUGGCGCUGACGCGGGGCAGGCGCUCGCUGUGGGUCAUCGGGCACAGCGCCACUCUGGAAGCUUGUGAGCCGUGGCAGGAGCUGAUGAGGCACUGCCGCCAGCACCGGUGCCUGUUUGUGGCUGCGCCACCGUACGAGCAGCUGGCCAAGGGGGGCGGUGGCGGCGGCAGACGGCGGGAGUCGUCACCGGAGCGGCAGCUCUGA
Chlorella variabilis is the source of this 6102-nucleotide messenger RNA. RefSeq lists its product as hypothetical. The record is from RefSeq and is a predicted model, not a curated record. Gene Ontology annotation, molecular function: helicase activity. The coding region runs from base 1 to 6102 and encodes 2033 amino acids. The transcript is spliced from 19 exons. Lineage: Eukaryota; Viridiplantae; Chlorophyta; Trebouxiophyceae; Chlorellales; Chlorellaceae.